AUGAGAAGGGGACGUUACAUUAUGCUGAUGAACGGGUUGAUGAAUGGCAUCGUGUAUGAUUGGGCUGCGUUACUCGCAGAGCGCAUGUAUGAGUUUUUGACGCUGCAGCAUCGCACAUUCUAUAUGCCUCACUAUGCUAUAGGGUUGUUCCUGGAUGCCAUGCGAGAAGCAGUGCCCGAGGAAGAAUUGGAGAAACAGGCAGUAGAUACAACCUCGGCCUCAGGGGAGCCUGACAGCGGGAGGGAUUCCAGCAGUACGGAGGAUUCAGAAGCAGAAGAUGAGGAUGAUAGCAGCUGGGCGACGGAGGAGCCGAUACGAGUCCUAUUUGCCCCACCCCUGCUACUGAUGGGCACGCCUGUGCCAUCAUCUGGAGUGGGCGGCCCCUGUAUUCCGGCCUUCGGGCAGAGCCAUACGCCUGUUACACUUGGUCCCCUCCAGCACGAGCACCAGGGAGCAUCACCGGGCCCAACCACAGCGGCACUUACCGAGGACAUGGCAAAGUCAAGGACGGAGGAGUCACCGCAUCGAGUAGUGGUCGUUGAGGAGCAGGGGUUGACGGAGGUGGUGGGUACCGAGCCUCAGACUAGAGCAGAGGUAGUCGACUUGGAUGACUCAUCAGGAGAGGCACAUGGACUCACAGUUGGGAACGCGGCGGGGGAGGUCACCUCUGCUAGGCAGGCGCCAGGAGAUGGUAUACCUUCGGUGGCGGAGGAGGCACCUUCACAGCAGGAUGCCGUUGUGUCCGCUCCACCAGAGACUUCACAGCCUUCGGCACAGAUGGGGGAGGAUAUUGAGACCUAUCUAGCUGACAUGGCUGACAUGGUGACGAGGGGUAGAUGGGUGGUUGCCGCUGCCCAAACGCAAGCAUUGCAGCAGGAGUCUGCGGUCCGCGAGGCUGCACGAGUAGCGUUGGAGAAGGAGAUGGCCAGUCAACAGGCCUCCUGGGCAGCCGAGAGGGCGCAGUUGUUGGCAAAGCUUGAGGAGACCCGGGCAGAGACGGCCGAGGUAGAGAUUCGUCUGGCGGCUGAGCAGAGUGUGAGGAGCCACGUGCAGCAGGAGUUGGAUGUCGUCAGUACCGAGAGGAGUCUGUUGCAAACUCGGUUGGUCUAG
Cryptomeria japonica (Japanese cedar) is the source of this 1110-nucleotide messenger RNA. RefSeq lists its product as uncharacterized. The transcript is spliced from 4 exons. The record is from RefSeq and is a predicted model, not a curated record. NCBI's taxonomy places the organism in Eukaryota, Viridiplantae, Streptophyta, Pinopsida, Cupressales, Cupressaceae. Bases 1 to 1110 code for a protein of 369 amino acids.